Messenger RNA from Paramecium tetraurelia, 894 nucleotides. RefSeq lists its product as uncharacterized. The transcript is spliced from 2 exons. The record is from RefSeq and is a predicted model, not a curated record. NCBI's taxonomy places the organism in Eukaryota, Ciliophora, Oligohymenophorea, Peniculida, Parameciidae.
AUGAAAAAAAAAAAUUUAGCAUCUAUUGAUCUAAGCACCUCCAUGUUUUCCGGCAAGAGCUUGAAAAACAAUUAUUCCAUCUCAAAUCCUUCAUCGAAUCGAAGUCCUAGUUUGCAGAAGGCCAUUAAUAGAUUAAAAUAGGAUAGUAGAGUAUCCUUAAUUGGCAUUAGCUCAAUUAGCUCAACAAAAAUUCCUAAACGAAGAGGCUAUUAUGAAGUCAAAAGUAGUCAAAGCACUUACAGAAUAAGUCAUCCAUAUUAAGAGCCAAAAAUAAGCCUUGAUUAGAAUGAUCACAAAAAGGAAACUAUUAGAAAAAUCUUUUCUUUAUAGGCCUAUUGUAAAAGCCAGUCAGCUCUAUAACUGGCAGCGUAAAAGUACACAGUAAAAAGAGCUACCACAGAAAAUUCUUAAAUCUUUAACUCCCCAAGGCCAAAGUUACUAGAUAAAUUUAGUAAAGAAAUAAUAAAAUGUAAAACCGAAAAAGAUGUAAUAAAGUAAGUUCUAGUAAAAGAAGUAACCAAAAGAAUACCAAAAAAAUCUAAAGAAAUUAAUUAUGAACUUGAUACGAUGUUUAAAAAUUAUGAAAAGUACGCUCAAUUAUGUCUAUCUCCAAAUUCCUUCGUUAAUCAACCAGUCAUUUAUAAUGGAUAUUUUAAAAUAUAUUCUUAAUCAUAAAAGGAGAAGAUUGUCUUAGAUUAAAUUGGAGAAAAGGAAAAAUCCCUAAGUGAUGAAUCAGAAGCAUAUAUGGAUUUUAUAGAAGAAGUAGAUGAAGCUACGAUUUAAAGAGAUGUCUAUCAUAGUCAGUUGAGGAAUCCCUUCUUGGAUGAUAAAAUUACUGUCCGCUCAAUGAAGUAAGCUGGUUUCUUAAAAAGAAGACCAAUAGAUAUUCUAUGA